Messenger RNA from Austrofundulus limnaeus, 1250 nucleotides. It is a transcript of the gene suclg1, whose product is annotated as succinate-CoA ligase GDP/ADP-forming subunit alph. Lineage: Eukaryota; Metazoa; Chordata; Actinopteri; Cyprinodontiformes; Rivulidae. Gene Ontology annotation, molecular function: succinate-CoA ligase (ADP-forming) activity; succinate-CoA ligase (GDP-forming) activity. The transcript is spliced from 9 exons. The coding region runs from base 46 to 1020 and encodes 324 amino acids. Gene Ontology annotation, cellular component: succinate-CoA ligase complex (ADP-forming); mitochondrion. Gene Ontology annotation, biological process: tricarboxylic acid cycle. The record is from RefSeq and is a predicted model, not a curated record.
CGUGUAAGGCCCUCACCCUGUGGUGUCAUUGGUGAAUGACCGAAAAUGUCUCACAGCAGGUUAUUUGCCAGGCUGCUUUUGCAGCACAGUGGAGUUAGACACUGUUAUACAGGAACAAGACAGAACCUCUACAUCAAUAAGAACACGAAGGUCAUCUGCCAAGGUUUCACAGGGAAGCAGGGAACAUUUCACAGUCAGCAGGCUCUUGAUUAUGGCUCCCAGUUAGUUGGAGGUGUUUCUCCUGGUAAGGGGGGGAAGACGCACCUCGGCCUGCCAGUCUUCAACUCAGUCAAGGAGGCAAAGGAGGGCACGGGGGCAGAUGCCACCGUGAUUUAUGUGCCGCCUCCGUUUGCGGCAGCAGCCAUCAUCGAGGCCAUAGACGCAGAGAUACCUCUGGCGGUGUGCAUCACCGAGGGCAUCCCUCAGCAGGACAUGGUGAGAGUCAAACACAAGCUCCUGCACCAGAGCGUCACCCGCCUCGUCGGUCCCAACUGCCCAGGAGUCAUCAACCCUGGAGAAUGCAAGAUUGGCAUUAUGCCUGGGCACAUUCACAAAAAAGGAAAAAUUGGCAUUGUUUCCAGAUCGGGAACCCUGACAUAUGAAGCCGUGCACCAAACCACACAAGUAGGCCUGGGCCAGUCGCUCUGUGUAGGCAUUGGCGGCGAUCCGUUUAAUGGCACAAACUUUAUAGACUGCCUGGAGGUGUUCCUGAAGGACCCCAAGACAGAAGGCAUCAUCCUUAUCGGAGAGAUCGGAGGGGAUGCCGAGGAGAAUGCGGCUGAGUAUCUGAAAGAACACAACUCUGGCGCUAACACGAAGCCCGUGGUGUCCUUCAUCGCGGGGCUAACGGCUCCCCCCGGUCGCAGGAUGGGUCACGCUGGGGCCAUUAUUGCUGGUGGGAAAGGUGGAGCCAAAGAGAAAAUUGCAGCCCUGCAGUCGGCUGGAGUUGUAGUCAGCAUGUCCCCUGCACAGCUGGGAAGUACGAUGUUCAAGGAGUUUGAAAAGAGGAAAAUGUUGUAAUUUUGUGCUCUAAGACAACUGACCUUCGACCCUCCCCCCCGCCCACUGCCUGGUAAAACGAGGCGAUUCUGGAGGUGGACAUGUCCAACAGCGCCUGCAAACCCUAAUUAUCAUCAACGAAGCGCACAUCCAAUGUUUCUAUUGUAAUUUCUGCCAUGUUGAACUUGUACCUUGCACAUAAUUGCAGAUUAAAACAUUGAUGGUAUCCAUGAGAUCAUGGUUCUACACGG